Messenger RNA from Megachile rotundata (alfalfa leafcutting bee), 8500 nucleotides. RefSeq lists its product as uncharacterized. Gene Ontology annotation, cellular component: plasma membrane; apical junction complex. NCBI's taxonomy places the organism in Eukaryota, Metazoa, Arthropoda, Insecta, Hymenoptera, Megachilidae. The record is from RefSeq and is a predicted model, not a curated record. Gene Ontology annotation, biological process: cell-cell junction organization.
CCCGCGGUGUAAAGUUGGCUCUCGCGCUCUCCGUUGUCCUUAAGUCACGUUCCAUUGUCCGCGUCGUUUGUCCAAGUUCGUUUCGUAUCGUACACCCUUCACGUUUCGUUCCCGGUAUGUGGGUUUCAGUGGUGAACGUGCCGUACGAAAUAGUGCGCCAUGUUCGCGCCGCGAGUAACACGCGAUGCACCGGCUAGCGUGGCAAGUGAUGCGUUUUUCUCGUGACGUAGUUAGUGUGUGCAUUUAAAUACCAUCCUGGAGUUUGUUGGCCGUGUGUGAGUGUGUGCGUGAAUUAACGCGUCCCUGCCCGUUAGGAACGGCAAAAGUCGAGUGGCCGGGAAACAACGAGGCGAAAGCACGCUGUGGGACUGUGGAAUGCACGCUGACAGAAAAAGGAGACUCGGCGGCCGGAAGGGUUCGAGGGUAGAGCAUGAGGGCCAGCGUGGAAGCACGGAAAGACGGUUCACAGUUCGGUGAAACGGUUAAUGAGUGGAAAUCACCGAACACGGCUGGCUACGUCUCUGUCUCCCCUGGCUGGAGAUGAGCACGAAGGAGCUGAACACGAGCACGAUGACAACCACCAUGACCACCGGCACGUUACGAUCCUCGCCGAAGCUGGAUGUCGCGGCCGAGGACGACGAAGAGCCACCGACCCCGUUCGAAUCCCUGGACAUGGACCUGGUGAACGGACCGAAUCCCUGGCUUCCGGCCUACGGUUUCCAGCUACAACAUCGUACACAUUUCCAGUCCACGCACGAGGAUCUACGGGCUAAUGACACAGUAUUGGUGCAGCAGGUGGAUUUUUUAGAAACCAUUCUAGAAGAAACAUCCGACGAUUUGCAAAGCGAUUCCGACCGUAGCGGGACCACGUAUUGGGUCGGUUCUGAUUCAGAAACCGAAAGUGUGAUACACAUACGAGCGAAGCAGAAAUUAGCAGACGAGCGUCUGGAUGGCAGCGGAAGCGACUGCAACUCCGUGGUGCCGAAGAAGAGGCGCCGGAAGUACGACGGCAGCAGCGAUCGAGAUCACCAGGUGACCUUCGACGACGAGUACCCAGCGUCUCCCAGGUCGUCGAGAUCGUCGGCGUCGUCGAGAUCGAGCUCUCUGCUGCAGUUCGAGUCGCUGGAAAGAACCUGUGCCACACUGUCGCCUUCCAGCUACAGCUUCGACUCGCUGGAGUACCCUAAUCGUUCUAACGCCUCUCAUCCCGAGAACACGUCGCCGGACAGCCUCGAACAGGACUACGACAAAGUCCUGCCGAACGGGUUCGGCAAUUCUCUUGAUCACUUCGCGAGGAUCAGGCCUUAUCGCAGCUUUGAGAGCCUGGACACGUGCCAGAAAGAAGAGGGCUUCGGCCAAGGGGCUCUGACGAACGGAUUCGCACCAUUGUACCUGAAACGAAACGUGGAUCUGUCGAGAACCAGGAGCAACAAGCACUGUCCGAGAGACUUCUGGCACGAGGACGACGACGAGUACGAGGACGAGGACCUGGACGAGGACCCGUACGAGAAUGAUCGAACGUUAAACGAGAAUCGAACGAGUUCCGAGCUGGAGGAUCGACUGACGGUGUUCGGGGAUUCCGUGUGCAAUUACGCGACCUCGAUGGACUACAGAAACACGAUCGACCUGCGAGAGAUCGGCGUGGAAACGAAGAGGGACACCCUGUUGGAUCUGAAGUCUGGCCAGGCAGCAGUGUCGAGUUCCUUUCGUCUGCUGCAGACUAGGUUAAAUAUAGCCGGUGGUAUGGCGCACGCUCGCAACAACAUGGUCGCCGAUCAUCAUCCUCGUCACCAUCAUCAUCAUCAGCAGCAGCAGCAGCAGCAGCAUCAACAACAGCAGCAGCAGCAGCAGUACCGUUACGAGGAACACGAGCUGCGGCAGCACCAGCAGCACCAACGUCAAGGGUGGAGCAAGGAGGAGUGCUUUAAUUUUAGAUUCACGGAUAAAUCUCAAAGCGCGCCCAGUCUGCCUAGCAGCGUCGACGAGUCCGCACACGGUCCAUGCUCGUUAGCAGCGUAUUCAUCCUCCUCAAGGGUCACGUCUUUCGUUUCCACCUCGAACCUCUUCGAGAAUUACACGAGGGUAGCCAGUGUGCCCAUCGAUUUGAAUCUCUGCGGCGUUUCCGUGGUGAACCCGGACGACGAUGCGUGUCAUUCUCCAGUGAGCUCGGACGAUCACGAAAUGGCGGAGGUCACCGGUGUCCUGGAGAAGAAGAAAUUGGGUAGUGUGGAGGAGGUUCGACAGAACGGUGAGGAGGAGGAGAUGAAGGGCUCGUUGACCAGCUCCGUCAGAACGCAGGCUCCACAGAGUGUGAUCGUCGACGGCAAGAUGGACGCCGGGAAAGUCGUGGACGACGCGAAGGUCGAGGAAGAUCGGUGCUCGAAGCCGAAGAAACAGAUCACGUCGACGGUGAAAACGCAGGAUCGUGGAAAUUGUGUGCUGGAUAUGGCCAUCGCGAUCGAGAACGACGUAGACGGCGCGAUAGACGACGCGAUGAAGCAAUUCAAGCGAGACGUGAAAGAAGCUACCGUCUCGAACGGUAACGGUAUCCAGAGAACGCCUUCCGGUAGGCCGCGAAGGGUGAAGAACAAUGCCAGCUACGAACUGGCUCAGCAAUUCGAGGUCGACGAGAAAAGCUUUCGAACGGGUAGACUCCGCAAGGAUGUCAGCAACGAAAACGAAAAGAGCCCGAAAUCGCCGAAAAGCGGUAGUAAGAAACGAGUGUUGAACAACGCCAGUUAUGAAUUGGCCCAGCAGUGCGACUACAUAAAGGCCCUACAGUCCUCCAGAGGCGCGUUCCAGAGGAUGGACGCGUGCGACGAACUCGAAGAAUUCGCGUCGGGAAGAUCUUCGCGGCUGUGGGUCACCGACAUAGUGCAACAGAUGAGCAGCAACUCGACGUCGAAUCUCAGUAGCCAUUACAUCGACCCUUACGUGGACACCAAGAAAUACUCGAAAUCGAUGGAGGAUCUGAGCGCUCAGUUCUCCAUGGGUCCGUUCACCAGGAUCCCGAUAAACGAGCUGGGUCAGCGGCUGAAGAAGCAGAAGGACGAAACGCUUUUUGAUCAGAUAAAAAAAAACUCGGAUCCAUUUUCAGCCUAUGGCGAAGGUCCUAAAGCGCGUACCCUAGUAGACGACGAGAUAGAUUAUCCCUGCUUGGAAACCAAACCCAUAGGAGCUUCCAGCCUGGAGGGGGGCGUAUCGCGCGAGGAAACAAACGCUCGGAAACCCCAGGAACCAUCCCCAGUACACGAAAACGUUCCCCAAGACGAGUCACACAAAUGUUCGAAAACCACGAUAUCAAACGUAGUUCCGCAGAUCACGAUGGACCACGAAGCAACCGUCGAAACGGACCGUUCGAAGAAGUGUUUCAUCGGCGACUUCUAUCCGGAGAAGAUCGUGCGGCUGCAGUCGCCGGAGGAGCAGCGAUCCGCCGAAGAGGGUAGUAACGAGGAGAUCGGUCGGUCACCGUCGUCCGCGAGCAACAGAAACGCCGGCGAGCGAUUGUGGAGGGUCAUAGUGGAAAAGCAGGUCGCGGAGAAGGAAUCUUCCACGGAGAAGGUUGCGGACGAGAGAGAGAAAGAGGAGGAGCCGGAGAAAGAAAGGGAAUCGGUGCAGAAGAAGACGAAGAACGAGGCAACGGAAGCAGCGAGGGGACACAGUGUCCACGUUGUUCGUUGCCCCCCACCCGGCGGUAACGGCAGCAACAGCGACGGCCUGGAACCCGGUGAACGGAGUGGGAAUCCAGCGGUGGCCGUGGCAGUUGAUACGAAUGAUCGCGGUGAUCGCGACAAACGCGACGAGGAGAACGCCGCGGCAACAACAACUGCGCCGCCGGUGGUCAGGGUAGACCAGCCGACCACGAUGUCAGCAACCGGCACGACGAAACGAGGAUUCGUCGCGGCACACGCGAAAAACGAGCUACCGGCUCCCGCGAAAUUUCAAAGGAACACGAUCGUCGACUCGUCGUCCGCGACCAUGGCCAAGGAGGAGAGGAAAAAGGGUGGACUCGGUGGUUUCCUGCAGAGAUUCUCGAGGCUACGGUUCAGUGGUAAGUCGAAAGUGCCGCGGUCCGAGGUGCAGAAAAAAAGUGACACGCAUGGCCAAGUGAAUCGGGUGGCCGAGGAAAAGACUAAAAAGGAGCCGGAUUAUAUCAUCAUACCGUUGCAUCCUCCGGAAGAGGAGAAACGGAAGGAGAUUCAUCCAGAGAACAGGACCAACGACUCCGACAACAACAGGACUACCAGUGAUGUUCAGCGAAGUUCUUCCAGUAUCAGCGCGAACGGGAGGGCGCCAGUGUCCAGCAAGCCACCCCUUCCUCCGCAGCCACCCCGCGUCGGGGCGCUGAGUUCGAGAUCGUCGACGCUCGACGAGGCCGUGCCGUCGACCACGAGCACCGCCGCCUCCACGAACAACGCCGCCGGCAAGAAGACCAGGAGUCUGCUCAAUCUGAAUCACACCUCGACCGUCCCGAGACCCAGGCCAGAGCACGCCCUCCACGUACCCCAGUCGCCAGUCGCCGCUUCCCACAGGAGCCCCCGCGACGACGACCCCGCGUCCACCAUCAACCAACGGCCACACAAAUCCAUGGAGUUCCUCCUCGACAAGGAGAACCUGCAUUUCGUCAAGCCGCCGGAGAACGAGUUGCAGAAAGUUGGCGAACGAGUGCCGAGCGAACACGAACUCAGAGUGCAGAGAUCUCUGCAACGACUGAACGUCCCGGAUUGGUACAAGAACUCUCCCGCGGCUCGCGACGGUUUCCGGUUAAAGAGGCACUCCGAUGCGUCGCAGCACGGAGGAUGGCGUGCUCUCGGCUCCAAAACCACUUCCCUAUCGUCCCUUUCGUCGUCUUCCAAUAGACAGCCGACUACAGGUGCUCUUCUAAGUCCAAGUCCCACGCCGCCUGUAUUCUCAAGAUGGAGUACCAGCUUGCUGAACAGUGCCGGAAGUUCGCCAGCAAGUUCGGCGAGGUCGUCGUUCAACCAUCGACAGCCAUACUUAGGCUGGCGUUCACAAGAACGACUAACGAAUCCUCGGACACCGGCAGAACGUCUUGCUCAGGGCAUUCUUCCUCAGUUGCAAGCAGCAAACAAGCAACAGCAACAACAACAGCAGCAACAGCAGACAACGAAUCAGCAGCUAGAGGUAAGGAACUCGAUAAAGGAGGUAACCUCGGCCAUUGUGCACUACGUGCAAAGCGGUCAGGAGGUUGGUGGAGGUGGCAGGCUGUCGCCUCGACCUCGACCUGAAGACUGGGACGACAGGGGCGGAGCAAGGUCGACCAGCCCCAGAGGGAGCGUGAAGCUGUGUUGGAUGGAGAGCUCGUUCGUUGGCACGAGACCCGUGGACUCGCCGGAGACGCCGAUGAGCCUGGCCACGGACACCGAUUGCUGUCCCGGAUGCAACGCCACCGGCACCGAGUCCUGCAGUUGCGUCGACUCCGCGACUUCCGGUCUGUUCUUGGAUCUGACGCCGACCCGCGACGAUAACCAACAGCAGCAGUCGGCCGGCGGUGGAAGUCUCUGUCCGUCGCCGUCCUCGUCCCUCGGUUACCAUCAUCAUCAUCACCAUCAUUCUCAUCACCGUCAGCUUCAUCAUCAGCAACAACAGCAACAACAACAGCAACAACAGCAGCGUCAUCACCGCGGAUCGGGCCAGAGCGAUACGGACGAGGCGAUGGCGACGGCAGCUCUUCUGCGGAACAAACCGAGUCCCGGUUCCACCACCUUGGAGGACGUCCUUGACUCCCUCCUUGGGCUGCCAUCCGCGUCGCGUACCCCGAGUCCUGGGCCAGGUCCCGUCGUAACCGGCACGUCCGCCACCAUGCGCCAUCGAACUAACGUCGGCCAGGCUAAUGCGAAAGCCGGGAAGAGCUGCAGCGACCUACGCCAAGACCUCCAAGAGUCCGCUAGAAGCGUGAUGGACGUGCAAGGAGCCUCGUCGGAGGAGCGCAGCUCGUACUACGUUGGCGAGUUGGUGCGACGAAAGAGCGAGGGCAGCGACGCUAUACCCUCGAAAACGGGGGCGAUGCAGUCACGGGGUGGUCCGUUACGUCACCGGAGAGUAUCGUUCGACAACAAGGUAUCGUUCGACAACCAAGAGUCGAACGGUUUGAUGAGCGGUAACGCCAUGGAGAAGAUGGUGCGCUGUCGCAACAACAAGUGCAGCAACACGGCGACCCUGGCCGAGGCUCGGAAGAGCUACAAGAGUUGCCACAACUGCACCUGCCUGUACUGCUCGCGAGAGUGCAGGAGGGCCCACUGGCAGCGACACCGGAAGACCUGCCUGCACUCACGGGCGGGCAGCUUGUGCAAGCAGGUGCUGUCGUCAGCGAAGGAGGAUCCGAUCAGUCUGAAGCACAUCUCGGCGUUGGCGCGGCGCGGGUACGCGUCCCACGGCCGCGGGGCAGUCAAGUGCUUCUUCUCGAGCCCGGAGUCAGCGGAGAAGUUCAUCGCGAACGGUUUCGUGGACCUGGGCGAGCCGACCUACGUGAGGUGGUCGGACCUGCUCGCCAGCGAGAUGGGCGUAGAGCUGUACGCCGAGGUGAUCAGGCUCUGCAAGUCGUACAACCCGGAGACCAGGCUGGUGCUCUACGUGGCCGUGUGCGUGGUCAGCGAGUCCGCCAGCAGACAGCACACCUCCUCGUCCUCCGCGUCCCCUCAGGGCAGGCAACAGUCCACCUCCCCCUGCAACAUCACCAGGGAGAUGGAGUCGCCGGAGAUGCUGGUGCUCACCUCGCUGCCCGGGAACAACGGGCAGAACACGCCCAAGAAGAUCAGGGAGAUCAGCUUCACCAACAUACAGAGGCAACUGAAGCUCAGAGGCGUGUCGCUGAGGAGACACUUCCCGCAGGUGUACAGGAAGCUCCGAGCUUACGUGGACGGCACCGUCGACAAGUUUGCUCCGGUUACCAUCUAUCCCAGGGACCAGGCGUCCGGCAAAAGCUUCAUGUGCAUCAUUAUGCUCGACGUGGAGCCAGAACGCCUCCAGCUGCUUCCUACGGACUCCUCGAGGGUCAGGACCGUCGACAUCAGCGUCGAGCAGGAAUGAACGUUCAUCGGGGACGAGUUCUUAUUCGCUUGAAUGGUUUUUUUUACUCGAUUAGGAAGAUUGAUUCGUAGGGAUAUGGACGGAGUACCUUGCGUGGGACUGCGAAGGAAAUGGAGAGAAAGUAUGACCGUCUUGCGAAGACGGUUUACCAAAUCGAGGGAGGGUGGAAUACUGCGAAGAGAUUUGGGGUCUGAUGGACUCUAGUUCUUAGAUGCGUAUGCUCGCGUUUUGGGUUGGGUAGCGAUUAUCUUGGACGAUGUUGGAUUUCAUUAUGUUGAUGGUGGGUGGUACAAUUAACGAGGUACAACGUAGGCUUCCUUUAGACGCGAGUUUGGAACACCUCGAUAUUCGCUCUAAAAUGUUGGAGAUCUCAAUCUAAGAAUUUGAGAAUCGUUUCAGAAUUCUUGAACUGCCAAAUCCCAGACUCCUAAAUUCCCAAACUCCCAACUCCAUAAAUUCGGAAACUGACGAAGCCUAUCAAGGAAGCUUACCAGCAACGUAAUGAAAGACAAUACUCCAAUAACUAGGAACGAAGCUUCUGAAUGCAAGCUAAAAUGGCGUUCACUUUCAGCGUCAUGAUGCAAGCAAUGGUUUCCGUGGGCAUUUAACGAGCGUUUGUCAACGACAACUGAUGAACAUCAGUUGUCGUUCGCGAGCCUUCUUCGUGAACCUUAGAGGUACUUCUAAAGUCGCUUCGAUAGAUCAAAAAAAAAAAUAAAAUAAAACUCCUCGAUUUGGUUGUUACUCAUUGUCAGAUGUUUAUUAAUUACAUCGAUCGUCGAACGAGUUAACAAGCGAUCGUGAUAGAACAACGGUUCCUAUCGGCAUUUAGACACUGAAUUGACCUUUUAUCUUUGUAAGUCGUUUCGCGACGUUACAUGUGUUUCUACGUUGACACGGUGAGUGCCACAGUCGAAUGUGUGUAUCAUUUUAGUUUAGCGCGCUAUUAAACGUUUACCUACCAUUCUUUACAUUGUUUCGUUAUCGGUGGCCAUAACAGUGGACUUUUACAAAUACUUUCGAGGUAACCGCUGCUCUAACGCAGGCACGACUGAGUGGUGACAUUGCCGAUUACUACGGUUGGUUUGUAUACCAUGGGUUAGGUAGUAUUGGCUCUUGUUAUAUUGCCGUCGAUGGGCAAGUUUCAAAGUUUAGGGAUUUGGGAUUGUUGGGUGAGAUGUGGAAAUUGGAAAUUUAAGAAAUUUGAGGAUUUCAGGUAGAAGGGUUGAAAUAGUUGAAAGUAGAAAUUUGGGAAUCUGAGGAUUUGGAUUUUUGGGAUUUUUUUAACUCGAAAAUCAUUAACUUAGAAAUUUCUAAAUUUCACGUAUGAGAUAUACAGGGAGUCCCACUAUUAUUAUAGGUCCUUGGGGUGGUAGAUGACGCGAUUCUGAAUAAGAUUUCCCUUUGCAGAAAUGGAGUUUGAAGCUUCGUUUUUUAAUUAUUAAGGAAA